GCAAGAAAAGAGGGGAGGAAGGAAGGGAAGGAAAGAGUAAAGGUGAGAAUGAAUAAGGAAGUGGAGGAAACAGAAACCUAAGAAACAGUAGACUAAGACAGCUAUGCACUUGGUUCUAUCUAGACCUAUCAGUUUCUCAUUCCAGUAUCUCCAAGUCCCCAAAGUCUUGUUGUCUUUGAGUUUUACAAUAAGACUCCAGUUUCCUAAUAAUAAAAAUUUUUUAUUUAACCCAUGGGGGGAUUACUGGAAACCAAAAGAGACAAGAAAGAUACGUGAAGUCUUGAGUACUCAAUUAGCCUAUAUAACAGCAAACCUAGGUCCUUUGUUGCAUGCUUCUAAUAUUAACUUAGCCAAUGAAUGGAAUAACAAAUGUACAAGCUUUGAGAUAAUUAAUCUAUACUAGAGAAUUUUGUUAUAAACCUUAAUUUUAUAAAUAAUUGGCAAAGUCUUUCAACAGAAGAAAUGCUACAAAGGGUUUUAUGGAAUGUUUUUCUAACAAGUUUCCCUCCAUUAUUGUAUGUGCCCCAGGACUAGUUUUUAAAAGUAACACUUAGAUUGUUAUUGUUUGAGUGUCUAUACCUUUUCUCAGGAUCAUCAGACAUGUGAACAUAAUUAUUUUAUCAUUUAAUGUAAAAUCUUCAGAGUCUACAAAUAAUGUAGUUUAUAGAUUAUAUGGGUUGAUUCAUGAUUUUAAGAAUAAUACAGUAUUUGAUGGACACAUACUCUAUUAUUAAAAAGGCUCAUAAAAGUUUAAGUUUCCUGCCAAGUCUACAAGCUUAAAUUUUUCUCCUUAGAAGAGAAAAAUAAGGAGAAUUUUUUUCUGAGAGAUGACAGAUGGGAAUGAAAAACUAAUUUUGAUGCAUUUGCUCACUGACUUAGAUACCAGCUUCUACUGGUUAAUUUUUUUAAUGCAUGAAUAUUAAGGGCACAUUUUCUUGCCUAUUUAAUUUCAUAGUAGAGAGGUUGGAUCCAUGACCAAGAUCUCUGAGGAAAAUUCUUAGAUAUAACUGUAACCAGCAUGUUCUCAUAUUUUGAAGGUUGAUUUAAUUAAAUUUGUUUCACUACUAGAAGAAAACAUUCUAAAAUAGAAUGAUUUGUACCUCAAUAGAAUUGAACCAAUAUUCAACACAAUGUUUACAUGAGGCCCAAGCUGUUUUCCCAGUUAUCCAGGUGACUGGAGUGCCAGACUAUGUUAUACUGUUGGUUAUUUAAACAAUAUUAAAGUAUUGUUUAAAAUUUGGUGCAACUGGGGAGACUCCAGGUCCCUCUCCCCAAGAUAUUUUUUCCGUCCUUAGGAGUAAAAACUUUAUUCUAGGGUGUCAGGAUCUCCAGCUACCCUCAAGAGCUACGUGAGUUGCUUGCUAAAAGUAAAUUGUGUUUCCUACUUGAGAAUAAGUUUAACCUGCUGUUUCAAAUAAACCUAACUUAUUUUCUUCUGCACUUUAGUUACUACUGUAACUUUAGCUCUUUAGUAUAUUUGUAAUGUUGACUUCCCUACUUUUCAAGAUCUCAGUGAAUGUUAACUUCAACAUGUAUAUAUCUUAGUUUUAGUAACAGAUGUAGAUGCUUUCUACAAAUAGUUUUAGAUAAUUAAUAGUCAAUACAACAGUGCUUACAGAGAUAUUGAGACAAUAUCUGUAGACAAUAUUUAUAAAUAAGUUAUCCACAAUCCCUUAAGCUAUUUAUUUAGUUUGCAUAAUAAACCAGUCCUAGCUGGUCUGUCACUUAAGUUUAUACUCUUGAAGUAUGUAAAUGAAUCUCUUCAUCUACCUUGCUGGCAGUGUGUUAAGAGUUUGAUUUCUUUAGGAAUAGACUGAUAACUACCCAUCUUUUUCUACUCAAUUACCCCAGAAUACAGAUAGUAUAGUAGACUUUAUAUUGUAAGCUUCAGAACAACAAAGAAGCUAUGUGUAUUCCCACCACUUAGUAUACUGCCUGACAUAUAAUAUGAAAUCAAUAAGGUUUAUUGAAUAAACAAAUAAAUACAGUUAGCUUUGUUCUUGCAUCAUUUCCCAAAGUGGCUGGCACCAUUUCCACAUUCACAAUCUCACAGGAAAAUAGAAGUUACAAUUUUAUUUAUAAACCACCCGAUAUAUAAUCCGUGGUGGUGGUUGUGUAUGUGUGUGUGCAUAAAUCAAGUAGAAAGCUUUUUGUAGCAUUUCCAGCAAACUAGGUUUAAGUGCAACACAUGGUGGCGCUGUAAGCUAAGGCUUCGAAAAAACAGACCUGAGGAGGGGAGGGUUCCGGUUCUGGUGGUCAUUACACAGAUCUAAGGAAGAGAGGAGGAUCCUUAACGGAAUUACCCUGCGGCAAGGAUUGAUUCCCCGGGCAGACUUCCUGCAGACCCAACAGGCAGCCGACCCCAAAGACUUCUGGCGCUGAAAAAAAUGGAGGCUGAAGAGGAGCGCUUUCCUACACUAAGGCAAGUCCUGCUUCUCUUUGUUUUUCUGGCUCAGACUAGCGCAGAGCAGAAAGGUUAUAGCGUCGCAGAAGAAACAGAGGGUGGUUCUUUUGUGGCCAAUCUAGCAAAGGACAUAGGGCUGGAGGUAAGGGAGCUGUCUGGGCGGAGGGCUCGUGUCAUUUUUAACAACAACAGAGAACAUUUUCAGCUGAACCUUCAGACUGGAGAUUUACAAGUACAUGAGAAACUGGAUCGGGAAGAGCUGUGUGGUCCCACUGAACCUUGUGUGCUGCAAUUCCAGGUGUUACUGGAAGAGCCUUUGGAAGUCUAUAGGUUUAAGCUUUUGGUCCGUGACAUAAAUGACAAUUCACCUGUGUUCCCGAAAGCAGAAAUGAUUUUGAAAAUCAUGGAAAGUACUCUUCCAGGGACUGUGUUUCCCCUGAAAAAUGCACAAGACUUGGAUGUGGGCAUCAAUAAUGUUCAAAACUAUACCAUCCACCCCAACUCCCACUUCCACGUUCUUACCCGAAAUGGCAGUGAGGGCAGAAAGUACCCAGUGCUGGUUCUGGACAAAGCUCUAGAUCGCGAGGAGCAGCCGGAGCUGAGGUUAACGCUCACGGCAGUAGAUGGCGGAGCUCCUCCCAAAUCUGGCACCGCCCUGGUCCUCAUUGAGGUGUUGGAUAUCAAUGACAACGCCCCUGAGUUUGUGCAGCCACUCUAUAGAGUGCAGAUCCUGGAGAACAGCCCUCUGGGCUCCCUUGUUGUCACUGUUUCCGCGAGGGAUUUAGACACGGGAAUAAACGGGGAAGUGUCCUACUCAUUCUUUUAUGGCGAUGAAGAGAUUACUAGGACAUUUGCACUUAAUGAACGCACAGGUGAAAUUACAAUCAUUAGGAAACUAGAUUUUGAAAAAACUGUUUCAUAUGAGGUGGAUAUUAAGGCGUCUGAUGGGGCAGGUCUUUCUGGAAAAUGCACUGUCAUAAUACAAGUGGUGGAUGUAAACGACAACACCCCAGAACUGAAGGUGGUUUCACUUACAAGCUCCAUUCCAGAAAAUUCCCCGGAAACGACCAUAGCUCUUUUCAGUGUUCAAGACCCAGACUCUGGGGAGAAUGGAAGGAUGGUGUGUUCCAUCCAGGAAGAUCUCCCUUUCACGCUGAAACAUUCCGUUGAGAAUUUCUACAAGCUGGUAACAGAAGGACCUCUAGACAGAGAGAGUCAGGCCGAGUACAACAUCACCAUCACCGUCACGGACAUGGGGACCCCCAGGCUGGAAACCCAGCACAACAUCACCCUGCUGGUCUCCGACGUCAACGACAACGCCCCCGCCUUCACCCAAACCUCCUACACCCUGUUCCUCCGCGAGAACAACAGCCCCGCCCUGCACAUCGGCAGCGUCAGCGCCACAGACAGAGACGCGGGCGCCAACGCCCAGCUCACCUACUCGCUGCUGCCGCCCCACGACCCGCAGCUGCCCCUGGCCUCGCUGGUGUCCAUCAACGCGGACAACGGCCACCUGUUCGCCCUGAGGGCGCUGGACUUCGAGGCGCUGCAGGCGUUCGAGUUCCGCGUGGGCGGCCACUUUCCGGGCCACCUGGUGGACAUCAGCGGCACAGGAACCCUGUCCCAGGGCUACCAGUAUGAGGUGUGUCUGAAUGGAGGCUCAGGAACCACCAGAGAGUUUAAGUUCCUAAAAUCUGUUGCCUCCAACCAUCCGGGGUCUGUGAAUGGUGUGGAGGAAAACUCUAAUUUUGUAAAUGGUUUUGGAUUCAAUUAGGAAUUUGUUAAAUUUUCAGAGCAUUCCAGGUGAAGAUUAGCUCUUUUAAAAUAUAUUAUGUCUCCCUUACCAAUUUUAAUACAUACAGAUUUUCUUUGAUUUUAUUUCCUAGUUAAGGAGAUUAGAAACUUUAAGUAUAUACUCAUGGUCUCUUUCUCUCUGUGUGUGUGUGUGUGUUAAUUCUCACCCAAGGAUUUUUUUCCCAUUGAUUUUUUGUU
Messenger RNA from Myotis brandtii (Brandt's bat), 4396 nucleotides. Its product is annotated as protocadherin beta-13. Gene Ontology annotation, molecular function: calcium ion binding. Gene Ontology annotation, biological process: homophilic cell-cell adhesion. Bases 2388 to 4178 code for a protein of 596 amino acids. Gene Ontology annotation, cellular component: plasma membrane. The transcript has 2 exons. NCBI's taxonomy places the organism in Eukaryota, Metazoa, Chordata, Mammalia, Chiroptera, Vespertilionidae. The record is from RefSeq and is a predicted model, not a curated record.